Lepisosteus oculatus (spotted gar) is the source of this 1839-nucleotide messenger RNA. NCBI's taxonomy places the organism in Eukaryota, Metazoa, Chordata, Actinopteri, Semionotiformes, Lepisosteidae. The record is from RefSeq and is a predicted model, not a curated record.
UUGCAUUCAUUGGAUAUCUCAGCCAUAAGCCAAUCUUUAAAUGGCAGAGAUGAAAUUGCAAUUAUGCUACUGAAAGGUGAAAUAAAAUAUCGUAAAUAGCAUUCCAACUUCAGCAUCUGUUGGAUAAGGAUUUCAAAAUGAAGUAUUUUCUUCUGUUAUGCUGGGCAUUGGGGACAUGCCUGUGUUCACCAGUUGGUCGCACAUGGCUACCACAAUCCAUGACUAAGAGGUGGCCUCCUAAGAACCCUCAGCCCUCUAAUAUGUCUUCUCCCCAAGUCCUUGUUCUACCAGGUGGUCAAGCACAAUCUGGAGGCCCAAAUAUCUUUGUGAUACGCCCACCUGCCCCGGCAGCGACAGGAAGAGGAGGGGGAGCACCAGCCACUCCAGCACCAGCUCCUGCAGCCUCUGCUUCCUCACAAGCUGGUGGGGGUUCCUCUCAGCCAUUUAUAUAUGUGAUCAAUCCUUGUCCCCCUGCUGGUGCAGGAGGUGAAUCUGGAGGAGGCGGUGGGGUUGUUGUACUGGGUGGUGGAGGUGAGGGAACAGGAGGAUUCGGAGCAGCAGGUGCAGGCAGUGGGGGAGGAAGAGCAGGUUUUGGGGGAGGUGGUGGCCUUGCUCCUAUUUUUAAUGCAGGGUUUGGAGGAGUAGGAACAGAAAGUGGAGGAUAUGGAGGAACAGGGGCAGCAGGUGGAGGAUAUGGAGAAACAGGGGCAGCAGGUGGAGGAUAUGGGACAGCUGGUGCAGGAUAUGGAGGAUAUGGGACAGCUGGUGCAGGAUAUGGAGGAUCAGGAGCAGCUGGUGAAGGAUAUGGAGGGACAGGGGCAGCAGGUGGAGGAUAUGGAGGAACAGGGGCAGCACAUGGAGGAUAUGGAGGGACAGGGGCAGCAGGUGGAGGAUAUGGAGGAACAGGGGCAGCAGGUGGAGGAUAUGGAGGAACAGGGGCAGCAGGUGGAGGAUAUGGAUGGACAGAGGCAGCAGGUGGAGGAAAUGGAGGGACAGAGGCAGUAGGUGGAGGAUAUGGAGGGACAGAGGCAACAGAUGGAGGAAAUGGAGGGACAGGGGCAGCUGGUGGAGAUGGGGCAGUUGGAGCAAACGGAGGACAAGGGGGAGGGACAGCUACUCUAGGAAUCCCAGGAGCCCCAAUAGUAAUAUAUCCACCAGGACCCUCCGGUACAAACAUGCCCAUCGUUCAGUCAGCUGGCCCUGGGAUGCCGAUUUUUGUCUUUCCCCCAUCAGGAGGAGGGACAGCUGGAGCAUUUAGUGGUGGCACUGGGGGAGGAGAAGGGUUUUCAAUAGGGUCUCCUGGAUUUGCAAUAACAGCAGGCGGUGGGGCAGGCGGAGGGAAAACGGGGGCAGGUAGUCCACAGAUUUUUGUAAUUCCUCUUGAUGGGUCUCCACCUGGCAUGUCAUUCCAGGGAGGCUUGCUCUCAGCUGGAGGUAGCAUUGGUGGUAAAUCCUCCAGCAGCCCUGCCAGCCCACCCAUAGUCAUAUAUCCCCCCCUCUCUCAAACUGCGGAGGAGGACCAGAUAGAAAAGAAGCACCGGUCCUUCAGAGCUCCAGGUCUGAGAUUUGCUUCAAAACCAAGACCUUUGAGUGUCCCCAAAGUAAUGCUGGCAUCGUCAGCACUGAAAAUAGUGAAGAGCCCUUCCUGAAGAGAACAAAGGUGUAAGAAAACAGAAAAGAUUGCAGUGGAUGGCACUGAUGUCUGAUGUACAACUCUUUAUGAUCUACGUAUGUCACAACCACAAUUUGAUUCUGUUUCAAGUUUCUGGUACAUAUACUGUAUGUGUGUCUGAAGACUGUGAAAAGAAAAUAUUUUUAAAAAAUAAACAAAUCUAAAUG